Molecule: messenger RNA, 994 nt
Organism: Leptonychotes weddellii (Weddell seal)
Lineage: Eukaryota; Metazoa; Chordata; Mammalia; Carnivora; Phocidae
Source: RefSeq, a predicted model, not a curated record
AUGGCAGGAAUGUCUGGGAAGAUAAGAGUCUUCAGGAAUUUUAGGCAGAAAGGAGGAGUACAGCCAAGAGACAGAGAUAGGUUGCUAAAAGAAGGAAAAUUUAAGUUGAAAGCCACGACAUCAUUGUUUCUGAGCAACCAGAUAGAAAACGAGAUAGUACUGACCCCAGCACAGAUCAAAUCAAUUUGCCAGGCGAUUCUGGACUCUGGGAAGCAGUAUGCCAUGAAAAAAAGGAAACCAUUCCCCCUGAUGUAUUCUUACUAUGGAACUGAAUACUUGGGAGCAGCUCAUGGCUUGUCGUCCAUUCUCCAGAUGCUUCUGUCUUACCACGAGCACCUCAAGCCCUCAGAUCAGGAGCUGGUAUGGCAGAGUGUGGACUUCCUCAUGGAGCAGGAACAGAACUGCAACUGGCCACCCGAGCUCGGCGAGGCCAUCGAGAGAGAGAACGAGCUGGUACACUGGUGCCAUGGCGCCCCAGGAAUUGCCUAUCUGUUUGCCAAAGCUUAUCUGGUUUCCAAAAAACCGCAGUACCUGGACACGUGUAUCCGGUGUGGGGAACUUACGUGGCAGAAGGGCCUGCUGAAGAAGGGGCCGGGGAUUUGCCACGGUGUCGCCGGCAGUGCUUAUGUCUUCCUGCUGCUAUACCGCCUCACCGGAAACUCGAAGUACAUCUACCGAGCCCAAAGGUUUGCUGAGUUUUUAUUUACGGAGGAAUUCAAGGCCGGCUCUCGGGUCCUUGAAAGUAUAUACAGCUUGUAUGAAGGCUUCUCCGGGACGGUGUGCUUUCUGAUCGAUCUGCUGCAGCCCAAUCAGGCCGAGUUCCCUCUCUUCAGCGUCUUUGUCUAGAAGGCUCCAUCUCCCACUGUGGCCCUGCAGAAGGUCACUGAGAUUUCCCGAGCCUACCCGAGGCAGUUUCCACAUAAGCCACAUUCAAUGGUUAUCACAACCAUGAGCCUUAACAUUGCCGCCAGAAGGAGGGAUGGGCGGGCGAAGG